CGCAUGCGCAGGGACCCGCCGCCGCCGUUGCCGCCGCCGCUUCAGCACCGGCGCCCGGACAGCGGCGCCGCCCACGGGCAUGGACGGUGGUGGCGGCAGCAGCAGCAGCGAUCCGGUUCCCGGCCCGGGUCCGGAAGGGGAGCAGCGGCCCGAGGGGGAGCUUUUGGCCCCAGAAGGCAGCUCCCCGGACAGGUCCCAGAGCAAGGCUGUGGCCCCAGAGGCCAGCCCAGAGAGGAGCUGCUCCCUCCACAGCUGCCCCCUUGAGGACCCUUCCAGUUCUUCUGGACCACCACCAGCAACUUCCACCCUCCAGCCUGUGGGCCCAUCCAGCCCCUUGGCCCCUGCUCACUUUACCUAUCCCCGAGCACCGCAGGAGCACCGGGGGGCAAGCUCCCUGCCAGGGCUUGGGGACCGGGCAGGACUGUGCUCCCAUGGCUCCAGCCUCAGCCCUUCCCCAGCCCCCUCACAGCGUGAUGGGACCUGGAAGCCAGCAUCUGUGCAGCACCACGUGGUCAGUGUCAGGCAGGAACGGGCCUUCCGGAUGCCAAAGAGCUAUUCCCAGCUGAUUGCGGAGUGCCCAGUGGCCGUGCUGCUGCUGUGUCUGGCUUUCAUCCUCCUCUGCACCCUGGCUGGACUGCUGGGGGGCCAGCUACCUGAUUUCUCCAAGCCCUUACUGGGCUUUGAGCCUCGGGACACGGACCUUGGGCGCAAGCUAGUUGUCUGGAGAGCACUGCAGGCCCUCACAGGCCCCAAGAAGCUGCUUUCCCUUUCCCCAGACCUUGAGCUGAACAGCUCAAACCCCCAUACCACUCUGAGUCCCGCCACACCCUGGAGCAGUGCCCAAGAGGGGAUGGUCCGGCCUCGGAGGAUGGUGGAGUCCUUGGAGGACAGAGGGCAGGAGAGCUUCUUCUGUGGCCCCCCUGAGAAGAGCUAUGCACAGCUGGUGUUCAUGUCCACCUCAGUGGGCAGCCUGUGGAACCUGCACGCCAUUCAUUCUAUGUGUCGCAUGGAACAUGACCAGAUCCGCUCCCAUCCCAGCUUUGGGGCUCUGUGCCAGCGUACAGCAGCCAACGAGUGCUGCCCAAGUUGGUCCCUGGGCAACUACGUGGCUGUGCUCUCCAAUCGCUCCUCCUGCCUAGACAUUACUCAAGCCGAUACAACCCGCACGCUGGCCCUGCUGCGGGCCUGUGCCCUCUACUAUCACCGUGGUGCCCUGGUGCCCUCCUGUCUGGGACCCGGAAAGGACAAACCCCCACGCUGUACCCAGGUUCCCACCAAGUGCUCCCGGAGCAGUGCUGUCUACCAACUCCUGCACUUCCUGCUGGACAGGGACUUUCUGAGUCCCCAGACUGCGGACUACCAGGUGCCCUCCCUCAAGUACAGCCUGCUCUUCCUGCCCACCCUGAAGGGUGCCUCCAUGAUGGGCCUCUACCUGGACCGCCUCGCUAUGCCCUGGGGGCUCUCCGACAACUACACGUCCGUCACCGGCAUGGACCUGGGCCUCAAGCAGGAACUGCUGAGGCACUACCUGGCCCAGGACACGGUGUACCCCUUGCUGGCCCUGGCCGCCAUUUUCCUCAGCAUCGCCCUCUACCUGCGCUCGCUCUUCCUCACGCUCAUGGUGCUGCUGGGGGUGCUGGGCUCUCUGCUGGUUGCCUAUUUUCUCUACCGAGUGGCCUUCCGGAUGGCCUACUUCCCCUUCGUCAAUCUGGCAGCCCUCGUCCUGCUGAGCAGCGUCUGCGCUAACCACACCCUCAUCUUCUUCGACCUCUGGCGCCUCAGCAAGAGCCAGCUGCCCUCUGGGGGGCUGGCGCAGCGCGUGGGCCGCACCAUGCACCACUUCGGCUACCUGCUGCUGGUCUCGGGCCUCACCACGGGCGCGGCCUUCUACGCCAGCUACCUGAGCCGCCUCCCGGCCGUGCGCUGCUUCGCGCUCUACAUGGGCACGGCUGUGCUGGCGCACCUGGCGCUCACGCUGGCCUGGCUGCCCUCCUCCGCGGUGCUGCACGAGCGCUACCUGGCGCGCGGCUGUGCGUCCCAGGCGCGUGGUCCGUGGGCCGGCAGCGCGCCCCGGCGACUGGCACUGGCACUCCACCGACGGCUCCGCGGCCUCCGGAGGGCGGCCGCCAGCACCUCGCGCCUGCUCUUCCAGCGCCUCCUGCCCUGCGGUGUCAUCAAGUUCCGCUACAUUUGGAUCUGCUGGUUCGCCGCGCUGGCGGCUGGGGGCGCCUACAUCGCCGGCGUCAGCCCCCGCCUGCGGCUGCCCACGCUACCGCCGCCCCGCGGCCAGGUCUUCCGGCCCAGCCACCCCUUCGAGCGCUUCGACGCCGAGUACCGUCAGCAGUUUCUGUUUGAGCGGCUGCCUCAGGGCGAGGGCGGCCACAUGCCUGUGGUCUUGGUGUGGGGCAUCCUGCCCGUGGACACGGGAGACCCUCUGGACCCUCGCAGCAACAGCUCACUGGUGAGCGACCCUGGCUUCUCAGCCAGCGGUCCUGAGGCCCAGCGCUGGCUGCUGGCCCUCUGCCGCGGAGCUCGGAAUCAAAGCUUCUUCGGGGCCCAGCCGGAGGGCUGGCCCACAUUGUGCUUCGUGGAGGCCCUCCAGCGCUGGAUGGAGAGCCCCGGCUGUGCCCGCCUGGGGCCGGGCCUCUGCUGUGGCCACCUGGGCUUCCCCUGGGCCCCGCAGCUUUUCCUACACUGCCUCAAGAUGAUGGCUCUGGAGCAAGGCCCGGAGAGCCCCCGGGACCUGGGACCCCGCUUCAAUACCCAGGGCGGCUUGGCUGCCCUGGUCCUGCAGUUCCAGACCAACUGCCCCUACAGUCCAGACUACAGCCAGGCUCACCACUUCUACACUGAGGUCAACCACUGGCUGGCAGCAGAGUUGGGCAGGGCACCCCCUGGCCUGCGCCGGGGUUGGUUCACCAGCCAUCUGGAGCUGUACAGCCUGCAGCACAGCCUGAGCACCGAGCCUGCAGUAGUGCUGGGCCUGGCGCUGGCGCUGGCCUUCGCCACACUGCUGCUGGGCACCUGGAAUGUUCCACUUAGCCUGUUCUCAGUGGCAGCUGUGGCCGGCACUGUGCUGCUCACCGUGGGGCUCCUGGUUCUGCUCGAGUGGCAGCUCAACACUGCCGAGGCCCUCUUUCUCUCCGCCUCGGUGGGCCUCUCUGUGGACUUCACUGUCAACUACUGCAUCUCCUACCACCUGUGCCCACACCCUGACCGCCUGAGUCGAGUGGCCUUCUCACUGCGCCAGACCAGCUGCGCCACAGCAGUGGGGGCUGCAGCCCUGUUUGCAGCCGGUGUGCUCACGCUGCCUGCCACAGUGCUGCUCUAUCGCAAGCUGGGCAUCAUCCUCAUGAUGGUGAAGUGCGUCAGCUGCGGCUUCGCCAGCUUCUUCUUCCAAUCUCUCUGCUGUUUCUUUGGACCAGAGAAGAACUGUGGGCAGAUCCUCUGGCCUUGUGCACACCUGCCGUGGGAUGCUGGAACUGGGGAGCCUGGUGGGGAGAAGGCAGGUCGCCCACGACCAGGGCCGGUGGGAGGGGUGCCUGGGUCCUGCUCAGAGCAGUACGAGCUACAGCCGCUGGCACGACGCCGGAGUCCCAGCUUUGACACCAGUACAGCCACCAGCAAGCUGUCUCACCGGCCCUCAGUGCUCUCUGAAGAUCUACAGCUGCAUGAUGGCCCCUACUGCUCCCGGCCCCCGCCAGGUCCUGCAUCCCCAAGGGAGCUGUUCCUGGACCACCAGGCAGUUUUCAGCCAGUGCCCAGCCUUGCAGACUUCCUCUCCCUACAAGCAAGCCGGACCCAGCCCCAAAACCCGGGCCAUGCAGGACUCCCCAGGGAAGAAGGCUGAGCUGGUGCAGGCCUCACUAGAAGCCCCAGCCCACCCUCCCAGGCCCAAGCCCCAGGUGGUGGAGCCCCCUGAUUGCCUCUGCUCCUCAGCCAGCACCCUGGAGGGGCUCAGCGUCUCUGAUGAGACCUGCUUAAGCACCUCCGAGCCGAGUGCCCGUGUGCCAGAUUCCGUGGGUGCCUCCCCAGAGGAUCUGGAUGAAGCCGAGCAGACAGUACCUGAACGGGGCCAGCUCAAUGAGAAGCGGGACACACUGUGGCUGGCGCUCAAGGAGACUGUUUACGACCCAUCUCUGCCCCCCUCACACCAGAGCAGCUUGUCCUGGAAGGGCCGUGGUGGGCCGGGGGAUGGCAGUCCUGUGGUGCUGCCCAACAGCCAGCCAGAUCUGCCAGAUGUUUGGGUCCGCAGGCCCAGCACCCACACUUCAGGCUACAGUAGCUGAGGGAGGCCCAGGGAGGCCCGACUGGGGCACAGAGCCUGUGGGGAUGACGAACCCAGAGCAGCACCAGGCUAGAGCCUGAUAGUGUUUCCCACAUCAGCGUGGGGAGGUCUCACUCUCCAGCUGUGGAUUUUAAACCCUGCCAGAUGUUCUGGCCCUGGUCUGGGCUGCUGCUUACUCCCCACACCUGGAGGAUUUGGUUUGGGGGUGGUCUUUGGAGUGAAAUGCCAAGCUCUCCUUGUGACCUGCGAAGGGCUCAUCUGUUCCCACAGUGCCAACCAGGACCCACCCUCUGGAAGGGCGAAGGUCAUGUGUGCAGCUCCAUGUAUUAGGGGAGGCUGACCUGGCCCCCAGGACAAGGGGCAUGAAAUUCAGUGGGACUAAGGGACCCAGUCCUUGGGAUCCUGUGGGCCCCUUCAUCAACCAAGAGCCCUGGGAAACUUCAGCAGCCUCCUGGGCCUCUCACCUUUCGGAGGCUUUUUUAUCAGGACACUUCCUUUUCUUUGGGGGAGCCUCUUGGAGUCAUAAUUGGGCUGGGGUCUCUGUCCUGAAUGGUCUACUCCCCUCACAUUACCCAGUCUGUCAAGAAAUUUGUCCCAGCCAAGCAAAGAUGGCUUCUGGGAGUAAAGUAGGUGGUGGAGAGAUGGUGAGUCCCAGAGCAUCCCUGAAUUGCUAACAGUCCCUCAUGGAAAGCUGCUCUGGCAUGGAAGUGUCCUUUCCCCUGUUAACACCAGUAAGAAUCCUUUACAUCCCGCCUAUUUUGGUUUGCAGAACACUUCCAUGCCCAUUGUGUCCUGGGAAUCUCAUCACUUCUGUGUGAGGUAGCCUGUAGUUGGUUGGGUCCCAGGUUACAGGUAAAGACAAUGCAACUAAGGUUACCUGUUUUCACAAAGUCCCAUAGUGAGCGGGUGGCAGAGCAGGUUUCCUGACUGACUCCACUGCUGCUCCCACUCUCGUCCUGUUUACCUGCCCCAGGGACAUUGACCUACGGCUGUCUUGAUCUUUGCUCUGGCACCUUUUAACAACCUGUCUUCACAGGUGCCUCUGGGUACCACUUUAGGCCUCCGUCUCCAGAAGAAGCUGCACUCUGAGCAAGCCUGGAGUUCCUCCCCAUAGCCCCUGGACUUCCUUCCAGCUCUAGCUGAGAUGUCUUCAUCCAUGAGGCACCUAAGCUGAUCUGAUUCCCAAGUUCAGGGUCAGGGGAAGGACUUGUCCAUGGCUUCGGUGUGCAGAGAGCCCCUGCCAGGAGAGGCACUGAGGGCAGUUGAGGCUAGGCAGAAUCCAGUUAAGGCAGGAACUCAGGCCUGCCCUCUUUGGAGGUAUGGCAGUCUGAUGCUGUUUCGCAGGUCAGGGUUCUGGUUCCCAAAGGACAGGUCUCUCUAGGGGCACUCAGCAGACAAAAGUCUGACACUCCUUCCCCAAAGCAAAGGGUCUCUCUGGAAGGUUUUAUCUCACAUGAGAGCUCAGGACACGUGGAGCAUCAACAAAUUUACUGAGCACCACUCCACCUAUGGCACUAUAAGAGGACAGAGACAUGGAGGGAAAAUCAGACAUCUGCCCUCAAGGAUCUCACCCUCUAGCUGGGGAAACAGCCCCCACCCCCAUACAUGCAGGCAUCAGUGGGUCACUGAUGGCACCAUACAGCACUUGCUGAGCGCCAUAUGCCUGUCACCAUGAGCACUGCUUGGAGCUCAAGCACCCAGGACUGGUAACCAGGAAGGAUUCCUGAGCUGGGCUUCAGUAUCUCAGCCUGGAAGUGACCUUAACAAUCAUUUGUUUCAGCAGUUCUCAAACUUUGGAGCCUCAGGACCCUUUGUUCAAAGAAUCCUUGUAUGGAAACACUGCAUAUAAAGCUGAGAAAAAGCAACUACACUGUUGGAUGCUGGGGGUGGGGAAGUCCAGAGCCAGGUCAGCCUCCUUUUCUACUGUGCCUCUCAGGGGAUCCUGGGGAACCCUGAAAGCUCUUGAUGGCUCUGAAGAAUGUGUCUCGAAAACCACUGAUCCAGGUCAUUUUACAGAUGAGCAUCACAGAGGGGAAGGAUUUUUCUGGGGCCAAAGAGACAGAACUGGAGGCAAAUUAGGGGGUUUGGGCUUUAUAUAUAUAUACAUAGUUGAGACUUACCUCCCACGCCAACUUAUAAGAAGUGGGAUAUGGAGAUAUCAAUGAGAUAUGGGAGUUGUGGAAGUGACAGAAGACCAUGGGCAGGAAUGACAGGUUACAUCGGCUUUGCAAGAUAAAGAUACCCAUCUGACUCCUGGUGGCAGGAAGGAGAGACAGUAACUAGGACUAACUUGGACCAUCUCCCUGGAGUUCUAAGGGACCUCUCUCUCUUCAUGUCAGAGGGGAAUUCAGCCUCUCUGGCCUAGGGCUGCUCAUCAGCCUCUGAGUCCUGGCUUCUCUGCACUAUGGACUGUCUCCUGUUAUCACACAGCCAGGUCGGUAGAGCUCUGGUCAUCUGGGAUCAUCACCCAGAGGGAGGACAAGGUGAGCCCUUCCUCCUGAACAUGAGCAGAAGUCUGGCCUUGACUCCAUCAUUGUAGCUGCCUCUCAGGGCCACACAACCCUUCAGGAAGGCAGAUGAGCUGGAGGAGCCAAAGUACCGACUAGAUUUGUUCUUUACACCAGCGUGCCCAAAGGACUGGAAGAACUCAGUGUAAUCCCAGUCAGCCCCUCGAACCUGGAGUGGCCCAAACCAACAGCAGGCAUCACAGUAGUGGAUAAUCCCACCUGCAUCUCUAGCUCCAACUUUGGUGUUUUGGUUUUUUUUUUUUUGACAGGGUCUUAGUUCCCCAACAAGGGAUCAAACCCGUGUCCCCUGUAGGGGAAGUGCAGAGUCUUAACCACUGGACUCCCAGGAAAGUCCCCCUUGCCCCAGCUUUGGAAAGCAAGAUUUGAAGUAUUUUCAGCAGAUUUACUAUCAUCAUUAUGGUGGUUACAAAGAGUGUAUGGCCCUGGAUACACAUGGAGAGAAGCUUAGAAGCAUUCUGUGAGGCUCUGGGAAAUUCAAGAAAUGGCUCCUUAACACUGAGACACUGUAUUAAAACUGCUUUGGGACUUGCAGUCAUUUCUCCUAUUUGUGCCACAGAUCCUUGAACUCAUACCCAGAGCAUGAGUAUGUGUUAUUGUAUGUUUUAAAAAUGUAACUUGGUAUAGUUUGUUACUAUGGGAAAACCCAUCCUUCCACGGCUGUGGCACUUUGGUGACAAUGUCAGAGACUGAGUUGACUGGUAAAUCUUAGGUUUUACAGGCACAGGGCCUACCCUAUACCGUGAUAUUUAGGCGGUAUCUCAGCUUGAGCUGAGAUCAGCUUCAGCUGAUUCUGAAAGAGACAUCUCACGAGAGAUUUAUAAGCCAAAUGCCCUUAGCCCCCUCAAACUCAUUCCUCUCCUUCCAGUCCAUGACAAGGCAAGUGAGGGGAUCAGAAAAGAAGAUACAUCAGAGAGUUUCUGAUCUUUUCUUUCGUGGUGGCCUUAUCUUGGCCUUUGAUAAUACAUGCGGGCAAUUAUGAGCUCUCUGGCGUCCAUGACAUGCAUCAAGAUUUGCUUGGGAAUGGGAAAAAACAGACAUUCCUUACCCUUUCUACCCUCACCCUUGCUCACAGGGAUGACAGUAGCUCAAGGUGGUGUAGAGGUAUUUAUGCUUAGGAGAAGUUGUCACUCAAUUCGGGAAGAUAAGAAACAAAAGAAAGCCACCACGUGCUAUGUAAAUGGUGGGCUGUCCCAAGCCACUUUGUGCUGAAGAGCCCUGGAAGGACCUUGAUAAACUUAUCAUGAUCAUCA
Capra hircus (goat) is the source of this 8065-nucleotide messenger RNA. It is a transcript of the gene DISP2, whose product is annotated as dispatched RND transporter family member 2. NCBI's taxonomy places the organism in Eukaryota, Metazoa, Chordata, Mammalia, Artiodactyla, Bovidae. The record is from RefSeq and is a predicted model, not a curated record. Bases 80 to 4288 code for a protein of 1402 amino acids. The transcript has 8 exons.